This is a messenger RNA of Tetrahymena thermophila SB210, 225 nucleotides long. Its product is annotated as transmembrane protein, putative. Lineage: Eukaryota; Ciliophora; Oligohymenophorea; Hymenostomatida; Tetrahymenidae. The record is from RefSeq and is a predicted model, not a curated record. The transcript has a single exon.
AUGAAUAGCUUGAUUUAAAAGGGAGGUAUUGAAGCUGGUAUCUUCAUAUCUUCAUUUGUUUUCUUUAAGCUUUGGGUUAAUAAAAGAACAAACUCAAAUAAUUCUAAAGCUCAUAGAGAUGUCAUUCAACCAACAGAUUUCGAAAGAAUGGUAGAUCCAGAAGAUUCAAGCAGAUUCUAUAAUAUCUAUCCUGAGGAAAAGAUUGUAGUUAGAUUUUUACACUGA